AUGAAGCUUGGUCAUGUCGUUCUCUUACUUUUGUGCUUCUACUUAAGUUUUUGUGAGCCCGCUUCAACACCAGGCACAUCUCAAAAAGAUAUCGUGGAUAAAAAGUGCUUAACUGCAAAAUACACACAUCUCUCCUGCGAAAAGGUCUUCUGCCAACCAUGGCAGAAAUGCAUCGAUGGGACGUGUCUUUGUAAACUUCCUUAUCAGUGCCCAAAGAAUGGUACCAGGGUGUGUUCAACUAAUGGGAAAAGCUACCCAACUUACUGUCAGCAGAAGAGUUUUGAAUGCUUUCGUCCUGAGGCAAAGUUUUUAAAAAGUGGAGCAUGCACGGGUGAAGGGCAAUUUAGUGUUUCCUUGUCAAAUGGAAAACGAGAUUCAGAAGGAGUUGUUGCAGUAAAACUUGCAGACCAAGAUAGAAAAAUGUUUGUGUGUGGAGACAGCUGGAGCAUUACUCAGGCCAACGUGGCCUGCCUUGACCUUGGAUUUCCACUAGGUGCUCUUGAUACUCAUAGAAGAGAUCCUGAUCUAAAUUCUGCUGAAUGUCUGCACGUGCAUUGUCGAGGAUUAGAGACCAGUUUGGCUGAAUGUACUUUCACUAAGGGAGUAAUCAACAUUUUGAAGGGGUUGGCUGGCAUGGUGUGUUACACAGAGAGUGCAGCUCCUCCAAAAAAGGACUCCUUUCAAUGUGUGAAUGGGAAACGCAUUCCUCAGAAGAAGGCCUGUGAUGGGGUCAACGAUUGUGUAGACAACAGUGAUGAGCUGUGCUGUAAAGACUGCCAAGGUGAAGGUUUUCUCUGUAAAUCGGGUGUUUGUAUUCCAAAGCAGUAUAAAUGCAAUGGUGAGCUGGACUGUAUUACGGGAGAAGACGAAGUUGGUUGUGAAGGAACUCGACAUCUUGAAAUUAAAGAAGAAGCAGAAAUGUUGACUGCUGAUAUGGAUGCAGAAAGAAAAUUUACAAAGUCACUUUUGCCUAAACUAUCCUGUGGAGUUAAAAACAACAUGCACAUUCGAAGGAAGCGAGUCGUAGGAGGCAAGCCAGCAAAAAUGGGAGACUUCCCAUGGCAGGUGGCAAUCAAGGAAGGUGACAAAAUCCACUGUGGAGGAAUUUACAUCGGUGGCUGCUGGGUUCUGACCGCCGCACAUUGUGUCAGAGUCAGCAGAAUUCAUCGUUACCAAUUAUGGACAUCAUUUACAGACUGGUUAAAACCUGACACUGAGAUAGUUGUUCAAUUCGUGAAUCAAAUUAUUAUCCAUGAGAAUUACAAUGGAACUACCUACCAAAAUGACAUAGCUUUGAUUGAAAUGAAAAAACGCCCAAAUCAAAAAGAAUGUGUGUUGAGUAAAUCCAUCCCUGCCUGCGUCCCAUGGUCUCCAUAUCUAUUUCAGCCUAACGAUAAGUGCAUCAUUUCUGGCUGGGGUCGAGAAAAAGGUAACCAAAAGGUAUAUUCACUUAUGUGGGGUGAAGUUCAUCUAAUAAACAACUGCUCAAAGUUCUACCCAGGUCGCUACUUUGAAAAAGAAAUGGAGUGUGCAGGCACAGAUGAUGGUUCUAUUGAUGCCUGUAAAGGGGACUCUGGAGGCCCCUUAAUCUGUCAGGAUGUCAACAAUGUGACUUACGUCUGGGGUGUUGUGAGUUGGGGUGAAAACUGCGGAAACCCAGAGUUCCCAGGCGUUUACACCAAAGUGGCCAAUUAUUUUGACUGGAUUAGUCUUCAUGUAGGAAGGGCUCUUAUUUCUCAGCACAAUGUAUAA
Messenger RNA from Rangifer tarandus platyrhynchus (Svalbard reindeer), 1752 nucleotides. The record is from the annotation of a GenBank genome assembly. Lineage: Eukaryota; Metazoa; Chordata; Mammalia; Artiodactyla; Cervidae.